AUGGAAUCUAAUAGUGAUGUGAAUAUGUCCACAAGUGAAUUCACACAUGUCGAUCAUUCUUCCCCGUUGGAGGGAAGGGGUAGGUUAAUAUCGCAAGAUAUAUUCAAGUUCCUAAUAUAUACAAAGUACGUUGUUAUUAGCCGCUUAAAGUUGGUGGAUAAUAUCGAUGAACAAAAAGAGUUUUUGAUAUUACAGGGGGCAUCUAGAACUCUUCGAAAAAUUCAUACAGAUAUAUUUAGGCAUUAUACUACAGAUAAUUUUAAGGAAUAUCUAAAAAUUAUUGAUAUAGAAUUGGAUUAUUUGACUGAAUUGUUGAAAUCUGAUGCUCUUGUCCAGACCAAGAACAGUUUACAGAUUUCGGAUAAAUUACCUAAUUUGACAGCUAUUUCAACUGUAAUUUCCACUGAUAAUGAAUCUUUGAAUAAAAAUUUGAAUGAUAAAUCUAGUUCUUCAUUUACACCGAAUUUAAAGGACAGGGUAGAGUUGGAACGUGCGUUUGGUUUUUUUGAUGAGCGCUUUUCAUUAGACUAUAAUUCUUUUUCUAAAGAUGAGGAUUUGUUAUAUGAAAUAUUUCUAUAUAAUCAUACGCAAAAAGAAGCCGGUUUUUCACACGAGAAAGACCAAAUCGGCACUUUAAGAUUAAAUUCUCUUGUUCCAAAUAUUUCUGCCACACACAAUGAGAUUAACGGAUAUAGAUUUGAAUUAGGAUCAAAGUUAUCGGCUAAUGAAGAUGAUCACCUUGAUAUUGGCCCAGGACUGCUCUUGAAAGAUAUGUAUGAACUAGAAGUUGACGAGUCAUAUUUAUUAUCCUUUGAUGAUCUUGUGCGUAGUGUUUAUGACAAGUUAAGCAAGCGUGAUUUCUUGAUAGACAUAAGAAUUAACAAGAUAAAUCAGACAAAUCGUACAGAUGUCGCAACAGAUAUAUCCUAUCUGCUUAGGGAAUUGCUAGAUGAAGUUUCUCAAUAUCCCUGUGAUUACAAUAAAUGGAUAAAGCUUUUCACAUUUGGUGGAAAUCUAGCCCAAACAUCUUCAGUUGGUAUCAUGUGUGACCUUUACAAGACACUAUAUUCUAUAUUAGAGUUUUCUUGCACGAAUGACCUGCCAACUAUUGCUGAUUUAACCAUUGACAUGAUUUUCAGUCUAAGUUUGAGAAGUCCGGAUAUUUGUGAUUUGCUAAAUUCCUCCAUAAAGUAUGUAAGACGAAUAUUGCUACCGUUGUUUUCCAGAGUGUUUUCUAACAUGAAUUUUCUAAAUAAUCUGGAUGAUAAUUUGUGGCUCUUGCAUCACUCCGUUAAUUUUGACGCUGUUUGGAACUUUGAAUAUUUGUCAUUACAAUACCCAGUGCUUGUUAAUUAUAAAGAUGAGCCGAACACGUCGUUAAAACGUUUUUUCUCACAAAUUCCAAGUGUUGGUAUUUAUAUUUCCAGAAUAGACAUUUCCAUGAAACGUUUAAUUACCAGGAAAAGGAUAUACAAGAUGAAUUCAGGAGAUUUCAACUUUAAAAUUGAUAUUUCAUGCAAUGACGGAGAAAGUUCUAGUGUGAAAAAUCUUAUAUUCAUCUCCAAUGGUCAAAAUAUAAUUGUUGUUGAUGAAAAAAUUACUGUGUUGGAUAUAAAUUCUAAUAGUACACUUUCUUUUGAGUUUAUGUUUGAUAAUGCGAACAUUUUGGUAUUUUUGAAUGGAAGAAAAUUUUAUACUGGAAAUUUACAUUUAGAGUCACAAAAUUUGCGUGGAUAUGAUUUUACUAUAGAUUUUGAUGCUGAAACGAUUCAUAUUCAACAGUAUUGUACAUUAUCUCCAGGAUUUAGGAAAGAACUCCUAAAACAAAACAUAUUAUAUCAUCAUUUAAAUUUUUAUACUGAUAAAAAUAGAAAGCUUUGCUCUGAUAUCCACUCUCUCUGUGAUCGCCAGUUAUUUUUACUCCAGUUAUCAUCUAGUAUUCAUAAUGUAGCUAUUCGCAUAUACCACUCAUGUAUUUAUGAAGAAACUUUCAAAUAUGAGGUUCAUUUUAGAAUUAAGGGGGGCUUAAAAUUAUUGUUUGAACUUGUUGUUUGCAUGUUGGAUUGUAUAGACAUAAUUUCAUCCACGAAUGUAGAGUCUAUAAAUGCCAUAAGCUUAUGGCGUAUGAUUUCCGAGACAAUAAUUUCAUUAUUGUCGGUUAUAAGGAUAUUUUUAUCGAUAAGUAGUGAGUUAGGGGAUAUGUCCUUGGAAUUUUUCAAGACGGUUGCUUCAUGUUUGAUUGGUUGUAUCAAAUACAGGAAUAUAUGGCCUGACACUCCAUUAUUCUCCGAUUAUCAUUUGAAAAUAGAUCUAAUAUCAUUAGCAAACAAUAUCACUACUAUAGCACUAAAAAUUCUAUCUUCCAAUUGUUCAGUUUUUAAACAACUUUUUUCUACACUUUCUGUUGAUGUGGCGUCUGAAAUAUUUACAUCAAUAGUUUACAACGAUUCCUAUUUCAUGUUGGAUACAACUAUAUUGGCAAAAAAUGAGACAUUAAGAUGUUUGAAUGAGAACGAUUGUAUUGCAAUAUUCACAAAACGUGCAAUUUCUCAUGUUUCAGUAUCUUACAUGGACAACAAACCUAAGUUUAAGUGGGAGAAAAACUACUGGUGGAAUCUAAUUUAUGGGUUUUUGGAGCAAGAAAAAAGUUUUAUUGCACACGAUAUUGCCUUUAAUUCCCUCAACAUUGAUUAUUGCACCUGUAAUUCACAGGUUUCAGCAUUAUCAUUAUUGAGCCCAUUUAUUACAAAUUGCACAUAUUGUAUAAAGAAAUGCCUAAACUAUUGGCUUUCCAUAUCUUCACUUGAUCGUCAUUUGAAACAGAUGUUCAGGAACAACACGCUUCAUUCUCUACCGAAACCAUCUAUGUUACUUUGUCGUUUGUUAUUAAAACAUGGUGUGAUUUUUCUUUGCCUGAAUUCUUCGUCUGGAAAUGAUUAUAAUUUCAACGAUAAAAUUUUUGAAAAAAUGUUAGAUACCACUAAUAAUGACAAGUCUAGCAACUUUUGGGAUUGGAAGCACAACUUACUCUUUUCUUGCGAAUAUGACACUUUUAGCGAUAACAUAUCUUCUUAUUUCAAGUUAUUUGAAAUGGAGGACGUACGUUUUUUCAGCUACAUCUUGUCUAACCUCUUGAAAUAUCAGGAAUAUGUACUGGGUAUAUUGACUUGUAAUGCAAAUAUUUUAUCAAGGUCUUUCUUGGAUGAACUUGGAGUUGCGUUACACAAUUUUAUAAAUUCACUUUCCAUGGUAGAUGUAUUAUCAUAUUUUGUUGAAUUAAUUGAUCAUUCAUUAAGGAAAGAGAACACAUCUAUGAUAAACAAGAUUUUAACUUCGGUUGUAGAAAUAUUUCCUUUAAUAUUGAAGGUGAUACUAUCCUACAUUAAGCUUAUAAAGAGUUAUUCCACAAAGUAUGGGGGAUUCACUUCUUUUAUGAAUUAUAUUAUAUUACAAUUUAAUGCUAUAAAUUCCUUAUUUGGAAGAAUUGUCGUUGAAGUUUUUUCCAAUGUAGAAGAGAAUAUAAAAUCUCAUUUAUUAAGUUCAUACUCAUCGGAAGGGUACGAAUAUUUAUCUAAAAUAAAAGAAGUUGGUGCCACAAAAGUGGCUAUAUUACCAAAUUGUAUACUUGGGGAAUUGAAUUAUACGUUUGAUAGUGAGGAAGAUAUGUCCAAAGGUCUGCGUAGACUGUUGUUAAUGUUGCAGGACUUUAAAUAUGAGAAAUCAACACUUGGAUUCAAAUCUGAACCUGGAAUAUAUAAUUUCAUAAAUUCGCAGUUUAACGUAAAGAUUUUGAAUUCUAGUGUUCAUAAAUUGUCACAAAAAUUGUUAGAAAUGGACGACACAACUAUGGCAAUGCUAGGGGAGGGAUAUAACAGUAUGCAUUCUUACAUGCAUUCUACAAAAGUCAUGAUUAUUGCUCUAUUUAUUCAUUUAUAUGAUUUUUCUUCCGAAAAAAUACCUGUAGCUAUACGAUUAUCUUCUGAAGUUUACAUUAACAUCUUGAAGAAGGUACAAAAUAUCAGAACUCUGUUCAAAAAUAUAUCAGAUGAAGAAUUUAAUGUAAUUAGGCAGUUAUACCUGGACGAUAUAAAAGAUAGGUGUUUGUGGCUGAUGAACAACUGUAAGAUAGGGGCACUUGUAUCUGCAGAAUUUAGCUCCGAAACAAAAUCUGAGACUAUAAACUAUGGCAUAAAUACAAAAAAUUACACAUUAAGAAGAUGCUCUUCAGCUUCAGAUCUGAUUUGUUUAAACUCUGAUCAGCCUAAGGACAUUUCCUUGGAAUGUUUGACAGAAAGAACAAAAUCUUAUACUUUCGCACAAAACAUGAGGGAAUAUAAUGAAAAAAUUGGACAUAAUACAAAAUAUGAUACGAUAGAUAUUGCAAAUUGGAUUUUGUUUGGCCCGCCUAUGAGGGUUUGUGAAUCUGAAUUAUUUUCUCAAAAAAUUUCAUCACUAACUAAAUACGCAAUGAUUGGUUCUAUAAACGCUAUAGUAACAGAGUUCUCAAAUGUUCAAUAUGUUGGUACAGAUAAUAUAAGUCCUUCUACUAUAUACAAACCACUUAUUGUGAAUUUGGUCACAAACACGAAUGAACAAAUAAUAGUUGCUAAUAGAGAUCUAAAGAGUGUUUUAGAAAGUUUUUGGUAUACCGUACUCUCUACUAUGAGAUCAAUUGUAAUAAGAACUGUAUAUCCAUCUGAAUCUAACUUCAAAAAGGACUAUAAAACUGUACCAAACACUUACAAAUCUGUAGUAGUUUCAUUUCAGAACAGAGUUUUGGAGAAAAUUUGCGACUGGUACCUAAAUUGUGGGAUAAUUUCGGUUGAUACCACUAAAUAUGUUCUUGAAGAUAUGAAUUCUUGGAUAAGACUUUCAUUGUCAUUUUUUUCACUAUUGUUUUCAUUUGGAUUAUAUCCAAUGAAUAAUCCUAGGUAUGCCCAUCCGAUAUUCAAACAUCUAAUUUCUAUAUUGAAACCACUUCCAUUAUCGAAACUGAGGAUGGCUAUAUCAACUCACACCUCACUCUCCACAUAUACCAUUGAAUCUGCGGUUAUAGUUUAUUCUUCAUCAAAAUUUAUAAAGUUUAAAGAUUCUCUUGAUAAAGUUUUCAACUGUCUACGCGGUAGAAAAUUUUCUAGAAAGGAUUAUAUUUUAACAGAAGAUGGUGGUUUCUAUCUUUGGGUUAAGAGAUCUUCCAGAGUCCCAGAGUCUAUGGAUUCAACUUCUGAUGAUUCGCGUUUACACUUCAAACACCUUUGGAGCUUCUCUCGUAUGGAUUUAGAUAGUUCGUUAAAACCAAUACAGCACCUCAAAUUUGGCAAAUAUGGGAAUGAUAAUUUGGAUACUAUUGAUGAAAACAAUAGAUAUAGUAUUAGUUCUAAUGAAUUGAUUAUUUGGAAAAUGGAAAAUUCUUCUUAUAUCAUAAAUGAUAUAUCCCUUGCGGAUAGGGGUUCUUCUAAUUUAGUACUUAAGAUUGAUGCUAUUGACACUGAAAUUCCUGUAUUUUUAUCACUUUAUAGAAUAUCAAAUACGAACAAAAAUGAGAUAGAGUUGGCCUUGGUGAACUAUUUAGGAGGAAAAUUAGAAAUUGAAGGUUUGAGUGGUAAUUGGUCUCAAGUAUUGGGUUUUACACGCUUUGAUGACCUUUAUUUGAUGAGAUGCCACUUUUAUCAUUUAUUCAAAUUCUUGUUACACAGUUCAUUGACAUCCAAUAUUUAUUCUUAUAAUUCUCACCAGGAGGUGGAAGUUGGUUCGUCCUUGAUCAAAUUAUUGUUAAGGUCUUUAUGUUCAGUAGCAACGGAUUUACCAAAAUUUAACAAACAGUGUGAAUGUAGAAGUUUUGACUUAUCGGAUAACACUUCUAAUGAGAAUGUUAGUAUCAGAUAUUCACCAAAUAACAUGGGUAAUGAUGAUAAUCGUAGGCCGCUCGAUUGUGUGAUAUCAAAACACUGUAGCGCAUGUUCCUCUAAUCUUAUAUACAGUAAGGAAAUUGAAAAUUUUUGGGGGACUAUUAUAUCUAUACUAAUAAAAGGAAUAGAUUCUACAAUACACUAUAAGUUGGUUUACCAUAUACUUAGUUCUCUACUCACUACUUUUACUUUGAAUGAUCAGGAAAUUGAUAUAUUUUUAUCUCUUCCACAUUUGGGACCACUUUUCUGUGAGUUGUUUGUAUCGUGUAUAAGAAAACUUUGUCAAGAAUCUCUAUCUAACUUUGACCACCUGGUUCCAAUACUUGAUGAAAGUUGCGGGAAACUGGUUUCCUCAACAUUACAUGGCUCAUUUUUAUAUCGUUGGUUUCCCCCUUUACCACAAAUUCCAAUGGAAUGCAUAUAUUCUUCUCUUAGAGAAAUAUUUCAGAGUGUGAUAAUGAGCAAAGGAUAUAAAAAGAACAUUUGUAAGGUUGUUGAUUCAAAUAAUGAUCCGUUUGUAACUUUGCCUCACUCUGAACAUUUUGUCACUCAUAGAGCAUCUCCAGACUUUGAAGCAGAUAUAAAUGACAACACUCUUCACAUAACUAGAGCAUCAAAUAUGGGUGGAAUUGUUUUAUAUAGAAUCCCCCCUUCGAUUGGAAGUACAACAAUGCAAGGAAAUGUUAAUUUUUUUAUUCUUUCUCCUGGACGUUUUGGUAUAACAGUAGCUCCUGCAGACUGUAUUUUUGGAACAGUAUCAGAUCUUUUUGAUAGAAAUGAUGUCGUAGGUUUCAUGACAUCCCUAUGCCCCCCUUUUGCAAACGAUAUUUUCGCCGCUACUAUAAAUUACAGGGUUGGAGACGUGUUGUCUGCAUAUUUCACAGUUGAUCAUCAAGAAGACGGUCAAAUAUGUCUUAGAACAGAACUUUUAAUCGCUGGGAAUAGCAUAGGAUCUGUUCUUGAGGUGAUUUACGAUCCAAUAACUCAAAAUGAUACAACACGUAGGAUGAGUUUGGUAUUUAUCUUUCAAGACCCUAUAACCUUAGUUCAUAAUGGAAUGAAUCAACAGUUGGAAUCUACUAACAUUGAACGUAUGGUAACCAGAGAUACGCAUAAUUCUUUCAGAAGUAAUACUGCAUCAAACCAUAUAUUGCCACUGAGUAUUGACAUCCAACCUCAACUCCUAGGUGAUAGUAUUUCUGAAUCAAGUAAUAACUACAAUCCAAAUUUGUCGGUUAUUAGAUCAAACUCUGAUUUGAUCCCACCGGAGAUAAGCUUUAAUGAAUCUAACACAUCUAUAAGCCAGUCAAUUUCAUUUGAAAAUCCUACAUUAACCUCAGAACGUGCGGAAUCAGAUUGUGAUUCAUUCAUAUCAGAUGCUGGAGAUGAAACACCAAUAGAAUCCUUUUCUUCAUUGGAUAAUAUAAUGGCAUUUGAAUGGGACAUUAAUUAUGACGUACUUGACGAUGAUAGUGAUGACGAAUUAUUUAAGAAUGAGGCACUCGGACUUUGUAAGGAUGAUUUUUGGUUAAAGCACUUGAAUGGAGAAAAAACGCCAUCUAAAUAUAUAACUAUGUUUGCAGACUCAGUUCAAAUAUAUCAAUCGAUUUUAAUGACAAACCUUCCACUUCUACUAGGUUUGAAGGAUGAAAUAGUGAAUCAAAUGUGUUUGUGCUUUGAUUCUUUAUACAACUCUCUUAGAGCUCAGGAUAUCAUAUUCUCUCAAACGGGUCAAUUAAAUAUUGAAGAAACAAAUAUAAAAGAUUCUUUUAGUUGGUUAUCGGUUUUAUCUUGUGAUUAUGAUUAUAAUGCAUGGAAAGAUAGAAAAGUUCUUUCUAAUGAAGGAAAUGUUUCCUCGAUUUCAGAUUUUAGUUUACCUUGGCAUUUGGGUUCAUCUAUUUCUAUAAGGGUUUGUGCUUUACGGUUGAAAAAUGAGCAUUGUGAAAGAUUACUUCAGUCUUUGUCCAAUCUUUUGUCCCUUAAAAUCGUUUUUAAUCCACUCCUUUUUACCUUGAAUAAGGAGGCUGCAUCAAGAUUUGUUUCAGAUAAUAAUUUAUCACAAAAUUCAUUGCUGCUAGCUCUAGGUUCAAAGUGUAUAUUAUCCUGUACACUUUUAUCGAAAGUUAUGGUUGAAAAAGGUCAUACCAUCAAAUUUUCAAGUGAAACGGAUAGUAAAUACAUUUGUAUAGAUAAUUUAGUUUCUGCUAUCUUUAGCUUCAUUUUUCAUAAAUCACCAUGCAGAAAUAAAAUAAGCCAAGAAAGACUUUCAAAUGCAUUUAAAACAUUUGGAUUAGAAUGGAAUAGAUCUUCUACUUCACAAUCCUUGGACCACGACCCUUAUAGCAAUAAUUUUGAUAGGGAUGUUGAUGAUUUAUCUUCCGAUAAGGUUUGGCUAAACAUCCAUGAAUCAAUUAAGAAUAACAAUCCUAAAGAUAUUGAUAUUCGCCUUUUAUACGGAGGUGGAAUGCAAAAUCUAGGAAUUAAUGUAAAAAUGUUCUCAACGUGCGAUUAUACGUAUCACUGUGGAUCGCGUAUGCCUAAUUUCAGACGUCAUAUAAUGCGCCGUUCUUUACAUUACAAGAUAUGUGAGCAUGAUUUUUACGAUUUAAUAUCUCCGCUUUUGCUAUUAUGUCCUCAAUACUUUGUUGACAACCUAAGAAAUAAAUCGGGGGCUAUGAAGAUUUUGAGAAUAUUCAGAGCAUCUGUAACCCAUAUUUCUCGUUCGUAUGAUUUUAAUGCUAUGGACUAUUGGGACUGGAUAAAAAGUGCUCAUAAUGUAAAAUUAGAUACCAUAGAUACCUAUUCAAAGUCAGUAGAUCCUUUGUAUGGAUGGAUGCGCCUCGUAUACAUAUCUUCUGGUACCGGUUAUAAUAAUAUAAUUUCAAUAUUCUUCACAGAGCUGUUGUAUAGUGCAUUGAUGCCUCUAUGUAAUCCUGAAUAUCAUAAGCUAUUGCAUAACUUCCACUGGAUGCUUGAUAUUUUUGUUAGACAUCCCUUAUGCCCAAAAUAUGUGAGGGAUAAAUUUGUAUCGCAUUACAUAUGGGAAAUAUUGCAUAUACUAAUGAUAAAUUUGUCAUCUUUGCCAUGCAAAUUAGCGACUGUUGCUUCUAGGUUUUCUGCUUGGCUUGCUCCUAUAUCAAACAAACAACAGUUAGAAAAGAUUUUUGAGGCUACUCAAUACUGUGGAUCUUCUGCAUUUCAUCGCGUUUCUGCGGUUUGUCACUAUUAUGGAACAUUGGAUCUAGAUUCUUUCACAAAUCUGGAUUUAAAAAGACAUGAUCACUCCACAAAAUUGGCUACGGCUAUAUUGGUUCAUCAGUUUGCAACAACAGCUUCAAUUUUGAUGGAUAUGGGAUGUGAACCUGUUUCUAGGCCAGAUGAUUUUAUUAGUUUUUCUCACUAUCUAUCUAUAGCGAAAAAUAGAGCAUAUUUGCAGCAAUUUUUAAGGCAAGUCCUCUCUAUUCCAGUUCAGAUGUCCCUUGACGUACUUGUGCCAAAAUCUUCUCUUAAAUUUGAAAAGUGCGGGAUUAGCAAACUUGAUGAUUAUAGUUGGACUUCAGUUAAUACUCUCGUUACAUCCUCUAGAUCUAGAAGCCUUUCUCUAACUUUCCAUUUGGAAGAACCAAAAAGGGUUGUUUUUUCGUUGGAUAAAUCAUUUAGACGAAUAAUCCAUGAGGAAAUAUUGGGAACUGAAACAUCUUUCAAACUUACAAAUGGAAUUUUGACCUUUAUAGGUCCGUCUGUCACUAGUGGAUCUGGAAAAAUUCAAGAUUUAACGUCAAGUACCAUGAAAAUUUUGCGUAAAGAAGCUAAAAAUCAUUCAAUUAGGCUUGGGUUUGAAUAUAUUGGCAAGAAAACGGUAUUUUAUGAUUAUGAUCCUCCAAUUAUAGUUGAUGAUGCCCUUAUAUAUAUGGAUAUAUAUGGACACGAAAUAAACUUAUCUUUUACAAAUUCUAAGAUCACAUGGGAUUUUGACAAUUUAUCUUAUAAUUUGAUUGUACCAACAGAUGUAAUUCUAUUACAACCAUUUGCUUCCAUUUCUGAUUUGAACUCUAUUAAUAUAUCUGAAACAAUAAAAGUUUUUGCAAACACCAUUAACAUUCCUUUGUCAACAUGUUACUAUUCUAUUGAUGCAGUUGAUCCUGUCUCUUGGAAAUCUGACCACAAUGAGUUAUAUAUAUUUCCAAAAAUCCGUUCAGGUUUGUCCUUAUCUAAUCUAAGUAUUCAAAACAUGGAGAAAGCCAUUCUAUUACAUAGUUCAAUGGUUGAAAAGAUAGGACCGCCAAUAAAUCCACCUCAUUUCGGCAUCCAUUCUGCUCCUAGGACAAUUAAUCUUAUUGGGAAAGUGUCGUCACGUAUAUGUGAUACUAAUUCUAAAAAAGAUCACAUGAUACAUAAGCUUCAAAAGGGAUUACCAUUUAGCUUUGGAUUUAAGGUGUUGGAUACUACCGAAUUUUAUUUCGGAAUAUAUUGGGGUACACAUCGUAUAUUAUGGUCCAGUGAUGGCAACGUAACUUGUCCAUCAGAUCCCCCUAUAUACAACUUCGGAUUAUCUCAAGAAGUUACUAUAAAGGGUAUUCCAUAUCAUAGGGGGGACUACGUAGCUAUUCAUUUUAUUCCUCACAUAUGUUCUUUGCUAUUUCAAUUAAAUGAUGAUAUUUGUAUGACGUUAAAUUUCAAAAAGUUCUACAAAGCAAUUGAAACAAAAAAAAUAGGGAAGGUCAAUAUGAAUGAGAUCUUUGACCAGAAAAUUUUCCUUUUGCAAAGAAAUUUGAUUAAUUACAUUAUUUCGGAUGAUAUAAAUUCUGUAAAGAAGAUGGUAUAUGAUUUAAUGGCAAAAGAAUCGGUUGAAACUUGCGCAAAGAUUCUGGAAUUAUCUCAACUUGAAAAUGAUACAAACAAUUCCGACGAAACAUACAGUGUACACAAUCCUAUAUAUAUUGCUUGUUUAAUGGGGAAAAUGGAAAUGCUACAGUUUUUUUCCAUGGUACCAGAUUUGAACUUUGAUGCUGUAAGUGGUCCGUAUUCAGAGACCCCUCUAAUGGGAGCAGCUAAAAGUGGUUAUAAUUCGAUAAUAUCAUAUCUCAUUUGCGUACACUCUGUAAAUGUUAAUGCAAGGGAUUCGUUCGGCAAUACUCCACUUAUGCUUGUGCUGUCUCUCAUGUUUUCAGUUUCUAAAAAUCCGAAUUUUGAUAUCUUUAAUACGGUUGAGCUCCUUUUGGAUUUUGGAUCCGAUAUAUCUAUUAAAAACACGUCGGGAUUGACAGUUGUAGAUUUAUUACCUAUAGAUAUUUCUUUGAAGAAUGACAACAUUGCAAAACUUUUGGAAUAUUUCAGCGUAUAUCCGCUUCGAAAAGAAAAUUUCGUUUCACCUUGGCCAGGACUUCUUUCUGACGCUCAAAUUAUUAUAGGAUCAACCUCAGGUAAUUCCCCAUCCGAUGCUUUAAAAAUUGAGUUUUUUCUCAUUGAUGGUCAUUCACUAAUACAUUCUCAACGUGUUGGUGAACAAAAUUCAAACAAUCACACCUAUAUAACCCAAAAUUCCCAGAAAUUGUUCACGUCAGAGAAUGAAAUAUCUGUAAAUCACGAUGACAUUGACAAUGCUAUGCAAUACAUACGUUAUACUCUUGAGAGAAUUAGAAGGGCUAUUUUAACUCAAGUGUCCACUAUAACUAUCGAUUUGCAGUUUUUGAUGAAUUCAGUGGAAAUAACUUCGGAUAUUAGGUCUUGUAUUAUGUCACAUAUAAUAGGCUUUAUAAGAGAGGUAAAAAUAACGAAUAAAUGGAUUAAGAAUAAAAUUUUGAAGAGAUUUGUAAGGAUAUCAUCAGAUUAUUGCAAUGAACUUAGUUUAAUGGAUAGUAAUCUCAAAUUCUUGAUUUCCUUUUUGCACUAUGAAAAGUGGCUCGUCAAUAUAAGGCUUUUGAAUUCAAGAUCGGGGUUGUAUCAAAAUAUCGAAGGUUACAAAUGGCUGUUCGAGGGUACAAAUUUGUUAUCCUCUAAUCAUUGUUUAUAUACAAAUGAUUACCUUGUUGUAACACAUUGUGAAGAACUUUUUUCUAUUUUCCAGGAAUCGAUUCCAACGAGUCAAAGAUUUGGUGUUGAAUCCUUACCAAACUAUAGUAGAGAUUUUGUGAGAUUAACGGUAAAUACACAAGAACAUUUAUUUGAUAGAAUCCGAUUAGAAAUGAAUUCCGCAUUCACAAAUGAUAUGGAUUUUUGUAUACGUUCUCUAGUUGAUCUUUUGAGUACUUCUGGUUCCAUUAUGCAAAUUAUUGUUUCUAUGGUCAUGACUUGUACCACUAAGUCCGAUGUUCAAAGCUAUUUACCUCCACUAAAAUCGCCACCUUGGAAUGGAAUACACAUUUCUCUGGACAAAAUUUUGGUAUGUAUGACUAAAAUCCGUAAAUUAAUAUUAGAAAAACUCAAAAAUCGUGUACUAUUUGCAACAGAUAUGCAUCUUUUGCUUUACCAUUUAUACAAGAUUGUGGAUAACCUAGGAUUGAAAGAUGUAAUAUCGGUUAAUAUGUCUCUAAAUAUGUUUGAUAGGAUAAAGGACAUGGUUAAACAGCUAAAUGUUCAAGUUAAAAAUUUUGAUAAUGAAAAGACACUUAGCAUUAAAAGUUACUCAAAUCUCGAUUUUAUAUCAUCCAGUCAUUGUCAAUAUGAUACUCAAUCAACUGGAAUGAAUGACUAUUUGCUCCCGUUCUGCUUUAUACUAAUUAGGGAUCGGAUUGAAUUGCUCAACAACAUGAAUGAUAUUUUUAAGAUUUUAACCCCUAUUAUUUCAACAGUUUUAAAUCAACCGAUUGUCGAAUACAAAUAUCUUAAGGAUCUUGUUACUCAACCACCAAAUGAAUUUUUUUCAGAGAUAGAUGAUAGAACUUUUAUGAAUACUGCAAAACUUGGAUUAUAUACACUUUCCUUAGAUGUAAAUGAGCAUAUGGCGUUGAACAUCGGUCCUCCAGAGCAACCUAUACAUUGGGGUGUCUAUUUUACCAACCAAGUACUAAUAAAACAAACAAUAUUAAAAGAUAUGUACAAUAAGAUAUUCGUUUCACUACAAUCUCUAAAUGGUGAUAGGCCAUAUUUCUCAAUAAGAGUUGAUAGAGGUAUUGCAUCUACUUCACCAUUCCUAAAAGACACAUUAUGGUAUCAAAGUACAAGUCAAAUUUUGAAUAGUAAUCCUAACAUUUUGAGGGCCAAAAAUAAUCAGAGGCCAUUUAUGGUUGUUUUCAAAGGUGAAGGUUCAACAGAUUUUGGUGGACCAUUUCAGGAGUUGCUUACAUGUAUUUCUAACGAAGUUAUGGUACCAAUAAACCCAGAAUCAAACUUUAAAUCUUCAGAAAGUGCUUCAAUAGGUUCUUCAAAUUUGCUAAACAAGUAUGGACUAUUCCAAGACACUGUUUUGUUCAAGUUCACCCAGCCAGUACAUCCUAUGGUAUAUUUAUCCUAUACAGACUUGAAAAAGAACAAUUCAGCACAUUCAAAUGAUUAUUUAUACAAAAUACGAUGUAAUGAUCUUGGCGUUCUGUGUUCUUCGGGGUGCUGCAAUUUGUUACCCUUGAGACCACUGGAAAUUUCACAAAAUUCCCUGGAAUUUAUGAAGGAUUGUAAAUGUGGAGGUAGUGAAAUUUAUAAUGAAGUUUGUAAUCAACAUAUACCAAUGGAGCUAUCUAUGUAUGAAGCAUUGGGUAGAAUAUUUUCAAUGUGUAUAUGCAUGAUGAAUCCGUUAAAUAUCGCAAUUAAUCCUAUAAUUUGGAAAAAAAUUUUGGGAACAAAUAUAACAUUGAAAGAUAUUUCUGAUUGUGAUAAAUUUUCAGUCGAUUUGCUCUCUAAGCUUAUGGACCAAAAUGCUAAUGGUGAGAUGCUUGAUGGAUUAACAUUUAGUUUGGAGUCUAAUGAAUCAGUCAAUGUAAAUUUGAUUGAAAAUGGAUCAAAUAUCCCUGUAAAUAAAGAAAACCUAUCAUUUUUCCUUAAGCUUGCAGUGCAGUUUAGAAUCACUCAAGCAGAUAUGGGCUCUAGUUGGAUUACCAAAGGAAUUAAUUCUGUCAUUCCCAUAGGAAGAUUAAGAAUGCUACUGGAUAGCAGAUCUUUAGAAUUCAUGGUUUGUGGAGAUUCCGUAGUUGAUUUGUCAGUGCUUAGAGUGCACACUGUAUCAUCAUCCCUAACCCUUAAAAAAGAUUUGUUCGACGUUUUGGCAAGAUUUAAUAAUAAGAUGCUUCAACUUUUUCUGAGGUUCGUGAGUGGGAGGUCUAGACUACCGCAUCCCCAAUCUGAUUGGUGCCUUUAUGUAGAAUAUGACCUAAGAAAUGACACUAUAGAUGUUGACUCUAGGCUUCCCACCUCAGCUACAUGUAGUUUUAGACUACUAGUGCCGAAGUAUUCUAACCUGGAGAUAAUGUACCAAAGGUUGAUUUAUGCGAUCGAGAAUUGUAUCGCUAUAGAUUUAGAUGCACAUACAGUUCACGACGAAAUGCAGCUAACAACUUCAUAG
Messenger RNA from Theileria equi strain WA, 14403 nucleotides. Its product is annotated as HECT-domain ubiquitin-transferase domain containing protein. NCBI's taxonomy places the organism in Eukaryota, Apicomplexa, Aconoidasida, Piroplasmida, Theileriidae. The transcript has a single exon. Gene Ontology annotation, molecular function: ubiquitin-protein transferase activity. The coding region runs from base 1 to 14403 and encodes 4800 amino acids. Gene Ontology annotation, cellular component: cytoplasm. The record is from RefSeq and is a predicted model, not a curated record.